Messenger RNA from Mucor velutinosus, 747 nucleotides. RefSeq lists its product as uncharacterized. The record is from RefSeq and is a predicted model, not a curated record. Gene Ontology annotation, cellular component: nucleus. Gene Ontology annotation, biological process: regulation of DNA-templated transcription. Lineage: Eukaryota; Fungi; Mucoromycota; Mucoromycetes; Mucorales; Mucoraceae. The coding region runs from base 1 to 747 and encodes 248 amino acids. The transcript is spliced from 5 exons.
AUGAAAAAAGAUACAGAAAUUAUGACCAGUUAUUUGGCUGAAUACUCAGAUACUGUGGAAGCUCUUCCUUUAGAAUUACAGAGAAAUUACACACUCAUUCGACAAUUGGAUGAAAGCGCAGAAGAGCUAUUAGCUCAGAUUGCGGCAGAGUCGAUAUCGUUAACAAAACCCCAAAAGGCCCUGACGACUGAAGAGCGAAAGAAGCGGUUAGAACACAUUGGUCAACUUUUGAAUGAGACAUUGAAAAAAGGGGAAGAGAAGCUUGCUCUAGCGAAAUCAACAUACGACACUGUGGACAGACAUUGCACAAGAUUGGAUAACGAUUUACAAAAGAUUGAAGAUGAACAACUUAUUGGACCUGGUCGCACCGCAGCUGUUUCCCACUCAACACCAGCCAAACGAGAUAUCUCCUCUCUGGAGGAUGCAACACCCAGAAAACAAACAGGUCGAAAAAAGAGCAGAAAGACACAGGCAGAGAAAAAGGCGGACGAGAAUGCAUUUUCUCAAGAAGACGCUAUACAACAGGCACAAGCUGCCGCAUCUUUGAGUGAUCUGCCAAUUGAUCCUAAUGAGCCGCUGUAUUGCUACUGCUCCCAAGUAUCAUUUGGAGAAAUGGUGGCAUGUGAUAGUGGCGAUUGUGAAAUUGAGUGGUUCCAUCUAGAAUGUGUUGGAUUAAAGACACCACCCAAAGGAAAAUGGUAUUGUAAAAACUGCACAGUGGACCUCAAAAAGAAAAAGAACAUCUAA